CAUAUACAUGUAUAUAUAUUAUAUGGUUAAAGGUUUCUAUUUUAAGUAGAUUGUUUUAGGAGUUUAAUAAAUGAACACAUGUACGCAACUACUACCUAAAUAAACAGUUCCAUCACUUCCUACAUUCUCUUGAGCCAUUUGCCAUCUAGGCUGCUCUCCCAUUCACAUGCAAACUAGAUGCACUCAGCAGUCCAGUUCAUGGCUUUUUUUUGUGGAUAUAAUCUUUUGAGAUAGAUUUGUUAACAUGUUUUAGUGGCUUAUUUUCUCUUUUCCCAUUGUUUCUACAGGCUUCACUUUUAAUCUGUUGAUGAAAAUUUAGUUGUUUCAAUAUUUCGACUAAUACUAAUGAAAUUAUGAUGGAUUUUGAAAGAAAACUUACAGCACAGAACUGUUUUCUGUGUGCGGAAUGGAUGAAUCAUUAGGGCAGACACACAGAGAGAAAACUCACAUUGUUUUAAAUCUUGCUUUCAACAGUUUACUCUCAUGUCAGCAAUGCUUGAGUGCUUGCUACGCUGUAUCUUCACUAACACUUAGGAUCCUGAGUGGUUUUGUUUUGUUUGGUUUCUUUUUACUCCAUUGGCUAAACAGUGGUUUCUCACGCUCAUUUCAAAAUUUACAUGUCCGCAUUUCUGAAUUCCCAGUCAUUUCCAUCUUACCAGAUGGCACUUUGGAUUUAUAGCUUAAAAAAAUGUAAUGAUUAUACCAUUUUACAGGAAAAGGAAUUAAAAUAACAAACCAUUAAUUGCACCAUUUUCAUUCUCUCUGGGUAAAGGGUAUCUUUCUUUGUUACAUUUUAGUAUCUAGCAUGUGUCUGGUGAAUCAUCUCUACAUGUAUUAUCUGCUGUUAUGCAGUAAACUCUCCUGAAUUGUAUGUCCCCAGUGGUUCUGAGUUAUAUAAGAAAGCAUGCUUAGUAAACCACAGAAAGCAAGAAAACAAGCAAGACCUUUCCCCCCAUCAUCCCUGCUUCGGUUCCUGCUUUGAGUUCCUGUCCUUGCUUCCCCUAAGGGUGGAUCGUGAUCCUAACAUUCAAGCCAAAUAAUCCUUCAUCUCCUAGUUGUUAACUUGACACAAGGUAGGGUCAUCUAGGAGAAGGGAAUCUCAAUUGAGAAAAUGUCUCCAUAAGAUGGACCUAAGGCAAGUCUGUAAAGCAUUUUCUUGACUAAAGAGUAAUUGGGAGGGCCCGGCUCAUGAUGGUUGGUACCACCCAUACACUGGUGGUCCUAGGUGGUAUAAAAAAAUUGAACAAUCGAGUAACUUCUUCCUCUAUGACCUUUGCUUCAGUUUUUGUCUCCAGGUUCCUGUCCUGCUUGGGUUCCUGGUUUGGCUUCCCGGAAGGAUGGACUGUGAUCCAGAAAUGUAAGCCAACGAACCCUUCCUCCCCAAGAUACUUUUUGUCAUUGUGUUUAUCUCACCAGUAGGAAACAAACUAGAACACAGAGUAGACUGGAAUCAAAUCUGGCAGUUAAGUCACCUGGACUGUGGUGGUUCCCAGGAUCUUCAGAGCAGGUGAGCUGUUCAGAAGGCCACAGUAUCUUUGGAAAUAAGAAGAACAGGAUCACAACACAGAGGGGAAUAAUGAAUGCUUAUUCAGGUUGGAAUCCUUAAAAGACCUGACAUAUUUAAAAAGCCUACUUAUAAUUUAUUAAAACUAGUCUGUGUAUUUCUGAAAAAUCAACAUUAAACUGAGUAGGACAGCUUUCUAUAACUUAAAAAAAAAUGCACUUGGAAAACCCACAAAGUUAGUGAGUGACGUGUCUUCUUGGAUGUCUCAAUCAGGAACCAGAGUUUUCCAUGGGAGGUGGCAGAAAGUGGGCUUUGUACACGCUUCUGGAAUGCAAGAAUGAAGGAGGAGUAGAGAGAGGCUCAAAGUCCUCCUCAAGAAUGCAGGCACCAAGUCAGCUUAAAAGGUGAAGCCGGCAGAGUGGCUGUAACUGAAGCCUAGAUGACAAUCCUGAGGUAGAAACAAGUCAAAUUGCCUCCCUCAUCUAUGAAGAGAUCCUCUUGCUAAAGAUGUAGCCGUUAUGUGUCCCUUCCCCUCUCCACCUGGGCAAGUGCCCUGUGCAGUUAGAAGUACUGAAGAAACAAUGAAAAGUUUCAGAGCAAACUCUGCUUUGGAUACUGAGCAAGCUCAGUUUUCAGUCUUCCGCAUAGUGUGACGUCGGUGACUCCAGAUUUGAGUUGUGGGAGCAUUGGGCUUCGUUGCUGGGUGGGGAGUCAGAGAAGACUCUUAAAACAGUCUAUCCCUAUUGUAUUUGGCCUCGACCGAAUCAACAACUGUUCGUGAGGGAGUGACUUUGGCUAUUCUGAAUAGUUGACUUCGAACAGAAGAAGAGGGGUUCAAAUGUCUGGCUGUGGUAAUAAGACUGUGUGUGGAGCAAAGGAAGAGUCGUGCUUCCCCUUUGUAAGACGCAGGGUGCUGUCGAAGAAAUACAGGAGCCAGCCAUAGGAACGUUCAUCUGGCUUCCUGCGUCAGUGCUUUCUGUACUUGAGCCCAGGUUAGCCCCGAAGCACAACAUCUGGCCAAGGUGCAGAAGAGCAUCUUUGCCAUCUCUUUUCUUCUCGGAGCAUCUUCUAGAAGAUUUUUGAAGACUGACAUCCAUGCUUUUGGUGGCACCAGGAAGUGGGUGACACGUACACCCCAGAUAAGUCCUGUUCACCGAAGAUGCUCAGAUCAUAGGGCGGGCGGGCGAGUUGUGUGUGGACACAGGGCACAAGCUGGGUGGGGAGGAGGGGCUGCCUGAAAGCCAGAACCGACUCCUUCGCUACCCGGCGCUCAAGGUACGCGGCGGGGCGGUACUUCCUGACCCCGGAAGAGAAAGUUGUUUUGGGGAAGGGGAGCUAGGAAAAAAAAAGGCACGGUGAGUAAAAUGAAAACUCCGAAGUAGUUUUGCUCUCUCUGGCCUUCCGUUCCUGUCCACCUUCGGACCUUUUUGGGGCGCGGCUCCCUCUAGAGUCGCACGCUGUGCGAAUGCCCGCGGAGGAGGGGACCGCAGGAGCACCGUCUCCCGACCCUCCGGGGAGCCGGGUCUCCAGGAAAACCCGGAGCGGAGCAUCUCCGGCCGGGACACGCCCUCCGCAUGCGGCCGUGUGCGCAUGCCCAGUGCGCGGCGGCCGCGAGUAGGAAGCGGAGCGCGGCGGAGGGGGCGGUGGGAGGGGACGCUCCGACUGUGGCGAAGGCGCGGGACGCGGCGAGGGUUCCCGCGGCUUCCUCAGAACGUUCGGAACCGUGGAGCCCUUGCGAGGCGUGAGCGAGCUUGGGGCCAGCAACGAGUGCGGAGCGGGCGGCGGGCGGGGAGCAGCGGGGCGGCCGGGCGGAGCGGGCUCCGAGCCCCGGGCUCCGCGGCUCGGCGGGACACGACUCUGGUGUUGGAGGCGGCGAUGUUCCACUGCAUUCCCCUGUGGCGGUGCAACCGUCAUGUGGAGGCCAUCGACAAGCGCCACUGCUCGCUGGUCUACGUCCCGGAGGAGAUCUAUCGCUAUGCCCGCAGCCUGGAGGAGCUGCUGCUGGACGCCAACCAGCUCCGGGAGCUCCCCGAGCAAUUUUUCCAGCUAGUGAAAUUACGGAAGCUUGGACUCAGUGAUAAUGAAAUUCAGCGGCUCCCUCCGGAAAUAGCAAACUUCAUGCAGCUGGUGGAACUCGAUGUGUCUCGGAAUGAUAUACCCGAGAUUCCAGAAAGCAUCUCCUUCUGCAAAGCGCUGCAGGUAGCUGACUUCAGCGGAAACCCUCUCACCAGGUUGCCCGAGAGCUUCCCUGAACUACAGAACUUAACAUGCCUUUCUGUAAAUGACAUCUCGCUACAGUCUCUGCCGGAGAAUAUUGGAAAUCUCUAUAACCUGGCUUCACUGGAACUGAGAGAGAACCUUCUUACGUAUCUUCCUGACUCUCUUACCCAACUAAGGAGACUAGAAGAACUUGAUUUAGGAAACAAUGAAAUCUAUAGUUUGGUGCAGCUUGGAAAUGCUUCGGCUUCAGACACUGAAGAAUGUCCUUCAGUUCACAGUGGUUAAGAAAUGUGCUUUGGGGAGAGUGAGGACUAGAGGUCUGAGCAUUCGGGGACAGGUUCGCAUUCUAGGUUUGGGAGUCUCAGGGGCAGCGUUGAUACCAGAGAGGCAAGAACUAACCCAGCUGUGGUACCCGUUCCCAUUUGAUGACUCUUCCUUCCAUAAUGGAAGAUGGAGGUCUAGGGCCUUGUUACUGUAAUGUCACCUUUUG
Molecule: messenger RNA, 4214 nt
Organism: Rattus norvegicus (Norway rat)
Lineage: Eukaryota; Metazoa; Chordata; Mammalia; Rodentia; Muridae
Source: RefSeq, a predicted model, not a curated record